GGCAGGCAGGCGGGCUGAGGCGGGCACCGCGGGGCCAUGGAAGUCACAGCAGAGCCUGUGCUCUACCAAAAGCUGCUGCUCUGGGAGCAGAGCUUGGACCCUGAGGAGGAAGAGGAGGACAUAUCAGAGCCACUCGUCCCUGACCCCUGGAGGCCCCAAGACUCCUCUGGGAAAGCCGGUGUUCGGCCCGGGGCCUGGGCCCAGCUAAUUGCCGCCCUGCUGCUGCUGGUUGUUGGCUUCUCCCUGGCCACAUGGCAACUGCACGCCAGGGGUAGCGCUACAGAAACCUUUGGCCCUGGCCCCCCUCGACCCAGUGGGCACUCCCACCGCCCCGGCGUAUACCAUCACGGUGCCAUCAUCAGCCCUGCAGCCACGUGCUCCCACCUGGGCCAAGAGCUGCUUGUGGCUGGAGGCAAUGUUGUGGACGCCGGAGUUGGAGCAGCUUUGUGUCUGGCCGUGGUGCAUCCUCACGCUACAGGGCUAGGUGCCAUGUUCUGGGGCCUCUUCCACAAUGGCUCCUUGGGCAAUUCAACUGCCCUGACAUCAGGCCCAGCCCAGACCCUGGCCCCCGGCCUGGGGAUGCCCUCGGCUCUGCCUACUCUGCGCUUGCUGCACACACGCUUCGGCCGCCUGCCCUGGCCACGCCUGCUGGUGGGCCCCACCACCCUGGCUCAAGAGGGCUUCCUGGUAGACAUGCCCCUGGCCGGGGCUCUGGCAGCCCAGGGCACAAAAGGCCUUUGUCCACUACUUUGCCACACUGAUGGGACCCCCCUGGGCCUUGGGGCCCGAGCUACCAACCCAAAACUGGCAGACGUGCUACGCAGGGCAGCACUUGCCCCAACCCCAGAUUUUGCCAAGGAUGCCCUACUGAGUCUGCUGGCCAGAGACCUGGGGCUGGAGGGAUCCUCAGCUGAGCCCAUGCCCACCUUGGAGCCAGCGCUGCAGCUACCUUUGGCAGAGGGCAUCCUGUUCACCACCCCCAGCCCCUCAGCUGGCCCAGAACUGCUGGCACUGCUGGAGGCAGCCCUACAGUCUACAGGGACCCACCCUGACCCCUGCCUACCACCCCUGAACGCUACUGUGACCCCCGUGAGCAGUGUCCUGGCCACCGUGGACAGCAGCGGCUCUGUGCUCCUUCUUGCCUCCUCACUCAACAGCUCCUUUGGCUCCCGAUACCUGUCCCCAAGCACUGGGGUUCUACUCAGCAACCUGGUAGCUAAGUCUGCAAUUAGUACCUGGUCCUGCCCCCUCGUCCUUCGUGGCAGCCCCAAUGACACUGAAGCCAACGUGCUGGGGUUGGUGGCUUCAGGGACCCCUGCAGUGGCCAGAGUCACGACUCGCGCCCUGCUCAGCCACCUGGCAGGGCCCCAAACCCAGGCCCAGCACCAGCACCAGCACCAAGCCCAGCAAAGACCAACAAAGAGCCCCAGCAUGUGUGGCCAAGGGACCGUGCUCCAGGUGGCAGCCCACGCAGAGCAUGCCCACGUCUCCAGUGUCCCCAAUGGCUGCUGCCCCUUCCAGGGGUACUGAAGGGGCAGGAGCAGAGUGGGCCCAGCAGUGAUGGAGUGCAUAAAACGUGUGCACUAAUGAUGUGCUCACUGCUGGCUCAGGCACUCAAAUGCUGGCCUGAUCAGCUACUUGGACUGGCUCUUCUAAGGAAACUGAGAAUAAGAAAAGAGCACCAGGGCCUGGGGCCAGCCCUGAGUUCAGAUCCAGCUCUGGGAAGAAAAGGUAAGAGAAUGCCAAACCCCUGCUUAGGCUCGGGGCCCCAUGGGCAGGGCAAGCAGAGCCUGGGGUACUGCUGGCAUCUCCCCUUUAGGCCA
This is a messenger RNA of Hipposideros armiger (great roundleaf bat), 1823 nucleotides long. RefSeq names its product gamma-glutamyltransferase 6 (gene GGT6). Gene Ontology annotation, cellular component: extracellular exosome. The record is from RefSeq and is a predicted model, not a curated record. The transcript is spliced from 4 exons. NCBI's taxonomy places the organism in Eukaryota, Metazoa, Chordata, Mammalia, Chiroptera, Hipposideridae. The coding region runs from base 37 to 1530 and encodes 497 amino acids.